CGGCCGGGCCUGGGAGCGGCGGCGGCGGCGGCGCCUCGGCCCCGGCGCCCUGGGGAGCCCCGCGCCCGGCGCGGAGGAAGCGGCGGCCGCGCGGGAGUCCCCAGCCGCGCGCGCCAUGUCGGCCGGGCCCCCCAAGGCCCUGGCGUCCACGGGGCCGCACUCCCUGCGCGACCUGCCGCACCCGCUGGCCGGCUCCAGCAGCGAGGAGGCCGUGGGCGGCGACGGCACCCCCAGCCCGGACCUGCCGACGACCCGCAGCUUCGGCGACAAGGACCUCAUCUUGCCCAAUGGCGGGACUCCAGCGGGUACUUCAAGUCCGGCUUCUUCGUCUUCUCUUCUCAACAGACUCCAGCUGGAUGAUGACCUCGAGGGCGAGACCAGAGAUCUCUUCGUCACGGUGGAUGACCCCAAGAAGCACGUCUGUACGAUGGAGACCUACAUCACCUAUCGGAUCACCACCAAAAGUACGCGGGUGGAGUUUGACCUCCCAGAAUACUCUGUUCGUCGAAGAUACCAGGAUUUCGACUGGCUGAGAAACAAGCUCGAAGAAUCCCAGCCCACUCAUCUCAUUCCCCCUCUUCCCGAGAAGUUUGUGGUGAAGGGUGUGGUGGACCGUUUCUCAGAAGAGUUCGUGGAGACCAGAAGAAAAGCUUUGGAUAAAUUCCUGAAGAGGAUCACAGACCACCCCGUGCUCUCCUUCAAUGAACACUUGCAUGUCUUCCUGACAGCCAAGGACCUGAAUGCCCACAAGAAGCAGGGGAUGGCGCUGCUGACGCGCGUCGGCGAGUCGGUCCGGCACGUCACCAGCAGCUACAAGCUGAGGAGUCGGCCCCUGGAGUUCGCAGCCAUCGGCGAGUACCUGGACACGUUUGCUCUCAAGCUGGGAACCAUCGAUCGCAUUGCCCAGCGGAUCAUCAAGGAAGAAAUAGAGUACCUCGUGGAGCUGAGAGAGUAUGGACCCGUGUACUCCACAUGGAGCGCCCUGGAGGGGGAACUGGCCAGACCCCUGGAGGGGGUGUCCGCAUGCAUCGGCAACUGCUCGACAGCCUUGGAAGAGCUGACAGACGACAUGACGGAGGACUUCCUGCCCGUGCUCAGGGAGUACAUCCUCUACUCGGACUCCAUGAAGAACGUACUGAAGAAGAGGGACCAAGUGCAAGCCGAGUACGAAGCCAAACUGGAAGCCGUGGCCCUGAGGAAGGAGGAUCGGCCCAAGGUGCCUGCAGACGUUGAGAAAUGCCAGGACCGGAUGGAGUGUUUCAACGCCGACCUGAAGGCCGACAUGGAGCGGUGGCAGAGCAACAAGCGCCAGGACUUCCGGCAGCUGCUCAUGGGGAUGGCGGACAAGAACAUCCAGUAUUAUGAGAAGUGCCUCAUGGCCUGGGAGUCCAUCAUUCCACUGCUGCAGGAGAAGCAAGAAGCCAAGUGACCUCCCACUCGGGACAGACACUCUUCGACCUGUGGUUCCAGAAUAUUUCUGCCGUGCCAGAGAGGUGACGCUGGGAAGACAACUACAGAAACAUCUCUCCUUGUGUGUGUGUGUGUGUGUGUGUGUGUGUGUGUGUGUGUGUCUGUCUGUCUGUCUGUCUGUCUCCCCCUUUUCCUUCACCUGUCACCUCUCCCCAGCGAGUGUUUUAUUGCCUCGGUGGAGUCUGUGAGGCUAAGUGUGAUCAUCUCUCGGCGAAAGACGGCAGACAUUCAUGUUGAGGCGGCGUCUGCUCUGUGAACACCUACCCAGACUUGACCUCCAGAGUCGGGACCAUCCGCGCAGACGUGUCGUCCUCUCCGCCCUGGAGUCCACGAAGAUGCCCAUCAGGGAGGAGAACCCAGCAAGGCAGGAACUGAGGCUGGCAGUUCGUGCUCACUCUGGAGGCGUGGGCUCUGCCCUGGAUCUCCACAGGAAAGGACAAGGCCCGGCCAGAAGGCAGUGCCGGGUGUUCGUCACAGGAAACCCUUCCCGGACCGAGGCCUGCUCCUGCCUGCGCUGCAUGGCCCUCCCCUGGGUUCGGUUCCACGGUUCCUGCGGAGUCAGCCUCGAACCCGUGUCUCUGUGCGUCCCGAUUGAGCCAGCCAGUGUCCUUGCUUGUCCCGGUAAUGCCCUCAGGAGACUGAAGGCGAGACAGCGUUCCCCAAACUUGUGUCUUGACUCGAGAAUGCAGUAGGAUGGAGCUGUGUUUGUGUAAAAGGAAAAGAAAAAAAAAGGUGCAUUUUUUUUUCUCUGUGAAGUUCUUCAGUGUUUUUCUUUUCUUUUUUUUUUUAUUUGCUUGUUCAGUGUCAUCUGGGCGGAGAUGAAGCCCAUGGUCUGUGGGCACAGGUCAUGCCCCACCUUUUGUGUCUGCUUUGUGCAACUUGCCUUGACCGCACCAAAAAUUCCUAGUUUGAUGUUUCCUCCAGUGUCCCUAGAAGGUUAGGGCGGCCUCUUGGGGAGAGGACGCCGUGUUG
Molecule: messenger RNA, 2442 nt
Organism: Sorex fumeus (smoky shrew)
Lineage: Eukaryota; Metazoa; Chordata; Mammalia; Eulipotyphla; Soricidae
Gene: SNX30
Product: sorting nexin family member 30
Exons: 9
Coding region: 116-1429 (437 amino acids)
Cellular component (GO): cytoplasm
Molecular function (GO): protein binding; phosphatidylinositol binding
Source: RefSeq, a predicted model, not a curated record